Messenger RNA from Stylonychia lemnae, 882 nucleotides. The record is from the annotation of a GenBank genome assembly. NCBI's taxonomy places the organism in Eukaryota, Ciliophora, Spirotrichea, Sporadotrichida, Oxytrichidae.
AUGAGCUUAGCGACUCCAUUUGUAGGAGUACUGAAGGACAGCAAGUUCUUGGAAUAAGGAGUGCUAACUCCUUAAGAGUAUAUCAUUGCUGGAGACCAAUUGACACAUAAAUGCCCCACCUGGAGUUGGAUGCCAGGAGAUCCCAAGCUCAGAAACAAGAAUUUACCUGAGGACAAGCAGUUUUUAGUUAGUUAUAUUGAUUAUUUGAACCAAUAUUAGGUGACCAAGCAUGUUCCAUGCUCAAAGAGAAUCAAGGAUCUCUAAGGUGAGGAAUCAAAAGAGAAAGAUCUAGACGAUGGAUGGGUAGAGACUGAAGGUCCAAUCGUGAAAUAAAAUACUGAUGGAAAGGCAUCAGCAGAUAUUGAUGAUAUUGGAGACAUUGAUAUGGAAGAUAUUGGAGGAAAUGCUCAACAAUCUGAAGCAGUUGAUAUUGAUGAUAUUGACAAUAUGGACAACAAAGAAGUCAAUUUACUUGCUGCUAAAGAUUACAUAGUUAUGAAUGAACCCGAAGAUACAUGCCAUAAAGUUAGGACCUACGAUCUAUCCAUUACUUACGACUUUUACUAUCAAACUCCAAGACUUUGGCUAUUAGGUUAUGAUGAAGAUGGAAAUGUUUUGAAGGAGAGUGAAGUAUUCGAAGACAUUAUGGCUGAUUAUGCUAAAAAGACAGUUACUAUGGAGCCACAUCCACAUCUCGGAAUGAAGCAAGCAAGUAUUCAUCCUUGCAAUCAUGCAAAGGUAAUGAAGAAGAUUAUUGACACCAUUCAAAGCAAUGGAGGCACUCCUUAAGUUCAUUAAUCACUUUUCGUAUUCUUGAAGUUUAUUUCGAGUGUUGUACCAACUAUAGAAUAUGAUUUCACAAUAGACUUAGAGUUAGAUUGA